AUGUCUUUUGAAUGUCCUCAAGAAGUUAUUGGUGAUUUGGAAAAAUUACUUACUGAUGAAGAAUAUGAGGAAUAUGAUGUUAUCAUCCGUACAGGAGAAAAUGAAAAAGAAAUACAUGCACAUUCAUUUAUAUUACGUAUAAGAUCUCAAUAUUUUCGUACGGCAUUCUUUAAUAAGUUAUAUGAGAAGAAGGAUGGAAAAUUUAUUUUUAAAAAACCUGACAUUCCACCUCAAUUAUUUGAAACAAUUUUAAGAUUUAUUUAUUGUGGAAAAGUUGAUUUAACGAAAUUACAGGGACUAGAUAUUCUAAAACUUUUGAUGGUAGCGAAUGAAAUUAACAUUCCAACCCUAAUCCACUAUAUUCAAGAAUACUUGACUAAACAUCAAUACGAAUUUUUACAACAAAAUCCUAUCGAAAUUCUUGAAACAGUAUAUCAAUAUGAGACUUUUACUCAAUUACGGAAUUUUUGUCUCGAAAAGAUUUGUGUGGAACCAGACAUAUUAUUUAAAUCUGAUCAAUUUAUUAGUCUAAAAGCGCCUUUAUUAGAAUUAUUUUUAAAACGUGAUGAUUUGUUGAUGGAUGAAAUCAUUAUAUGGGAAAGUUUAAUUAAAUGGUGUUUGGCCCAACAUACUAAUAUUUCACAAGAUCCUACACAAUGGAACAAAGAAGAAAUCAUAAUUAUGGAAAGAGCUAUUCAUAGAUUUAUUCCAUUAAUAAGAUUUUACUAUAUCUCUUCGAAAGAUUUUGUUACUAAAGUAUAUCCUUUUAGAGAAAUAAUGCCAAAAGAUUUAAUUAGUAAUAUACUCAUAUUUCGUAUGGCUCCAGAUGAGAAAAUAAACGUAGAUAUACAUGUACAACCUCCUAGACAAUUAACAAAUAACAUCGAUUCCAUUAUAAUUAAUCAAAAACAUGUUGCAAUUUUUGCAAAUUGGAUUGAUAGAAAACUAUGUAAAUUCAAACUUUUAUAUAGAGCUAGCAGAGAUGGUAAUACAAAUACCGCUUUUCAUGAAAAAUGUGAUAAUAAGGGAGCUACUAUUGUUAUAGUAAAAAUUAAAAAUUCGGAACAAAUAGUUGGAGGAUAUAAUCCACUUAAUUGGGAUUCAAGUGGCGAAUAUAAAUUAACUUAUGAUAGCUUCUUAUUCUCAUUUACGGAUAGAAAUAAUUUUCACAGCGCGAAAGUAGGUUAUAGUUAUGGUGAUGUACGCCCUAUAGGUUGUCAUGGCAGUCAUGGUCCAAUUUUUGGUUAUAGUGAUCGUGGAAAGGAUUUUAAUUUUUAUGGGAAGACUUGGUUUAGCGAUGUGAAUCAUUGUUAUCCUAAUGUAGAUAUACCAAAAAAUUUUAAAGCAGAUGAUUAUGAAGUUUUUCAAGUUAAUAAAAAUUAG
This is a messenger RNA of Rhizophagus irregularis DAOM 181602=DAOM 197198, 1383 nucleotides long. Lineage: Eukaryota; Fungi; Glomeromycota; Glomeromycetes; Glomerales; Glomeraceae. The record is from RefSeq and is a predicted model, not a curated record.